Molecule: messenger RNA, 1080 nt
Organism: Medioppia subpectinata
Lineage: Eukaryota; Metazoa; Arthropoda; Arachnida; Sarcoptiformes; Oppiidae
Source: the annotation of a GenBank genome assembly
ACAACAAAUAGUAGACAUGAAGUGAUGACUGGGAAUGAGUAUCGCAUCGAUUGCAUCACUGAUACGGAUGUCGAGCGUGAGGUCGGCGCCCCCGCCGUCACCCGUGCUCUUGGUAAGGGAUGUCUGGGGUUUGGACACAACAGUCCUAUACUAUCACCGCAACUGAUUCCGGAAUUAUGUAAUCAAAACAUACAAUACUUUGUCAAUGGAAAGCACACACUGGCCCUCACCGGUGAUGGUCGGGUGUAUGCCUGGGGUUGCAAUGAUUUCGGACAAAUUGGUUGCGGGAAUAAGAGUGAUUGUAAUUCAUGUGAUGGUAUUUACAAACACCUAUUCAUUGAGAUGUCAACCAUAGGUUCGGGUGGUUUUGGGACUGUAUUUAAAGUGAAGCAUAGAUUGGAUGAUAAGAUAUAUGCCGUUAAAAGAGUGCAAUUCGGAGAUUUAAAUGAAGAUAAGAAACAAAAAGCUGUAAAAGAAGUGAAAAGUUUGGCAAAAAUAGACUCAGAAUUUGUGGUCAAAUAUUACAACUCAUGGCUUGAGUUCAAUCAUCUCUACAUUCAAACUGAGUUCUGUUCACAAAGUUUUAAAUCUGUUCUCAAAGACAAAGCCAUUGUCUUCGAGAGACAAACCGAAGACUUGAUGAAUAUCUUUGAAUACUUUAUUUCGUGUGAAAUAUUCAAAGAGCUCUUAGAGUGCGUCCAAUAUCUCCACGAAUCCAAUCCACCGGUCAUUCAUCGGGAUCUCAAACCCGACAAUAUAUUGAUUGAUCCGAUCUAUUCAUCCAAUCGUUGUGUAAAACUGUGUGACUUUGGUUUGGCCACAGAUCACGACAUCGACGGACACACUGCCAGCCGAUACGAGCACUCAGUUUGCGGUGCGUUGGGAUAUAUGGCACCCGAAGUGCUUUUGGGCAAACAAUAUGACCACAAAUCAGACAUUUAUAGCCUCUAUGUUAUCGGCGAACAGUUGUUUGGUAUUGAUCUUCAGGCUUCGCAAACAUUUGAAACAAAUGAAUCGGUGGUCACGACUGCCAUACUAUGUAUGUGUCGUACGCUUCAGAAAAUGAUGGCAAUUGUGUGG